AUGGAGCCGAUACGCCGUUUGACUUUACCCAGCCGCUGUCCCCUCUGCGGGCAAUACACUCGGGCGUACACCACCGUCCGCAUCUCCACCAGCGAAAUGGAAUCGUACUACCACCUGCUGGGGAUGUGCCGGCUGACCGCGUAUCCAAAUGAGAUCAUGCAGCAGGAGAUCCGGCCGCUGCUGGCUGUGGACAUUAUCGAGCAGCUCCAUCGACAGUUCGCCGUCCUCUCAGGAGGGCGAGGGAAGGAUGGUGCUCCGAUCAUCACCUUCCCAGAGUACUCAGGCUUCAGCGAGGUCCCGGACGAAGACUUCCUCAAUGUGGUCACCUACUUGACCAGCAUACCCAGUCUGGAUGCUGCUAGUAUCGGCUUCAUCAUCAUCAUCGACCGGCGGAAGGACAAAUGGAGCGCAGUCAAGGCCUCUCUCAACAGAAUCGCUGGUGCAUUCCCAGGAAACCUGCAGCUGGUGCUCGUGCUCAGACCCUCCAGGUUUUUCCAAAGAGCCAUCGCCGACAUUGGAAUCAAACUGCACAAAGAUGAUUUUAAGAUGAAGAUUGUAAUGCUCAACUCUGUGUCGGACCUGCACAACUACGUGGACAGAGCACAGCUGACCCGAGAGCUGGGAGGGCAUCUGGACUACUGCCACAGCCAAUGGAUACACCACAGGACGGCCAUAGAGAACUUUGCAGUGACGGUGAAAAGCACGGCACAGAUGCUGCAGAGUUUUGGCACAGAUCUGGCAGAGACGGAGCUGCCCAACGACGUCCAGUGCACCAAAGACAUGCUGCUGUCUCACACCGACAAGCACAACCAGCUCAAGGAUGAGCUGAAGCUGGCUCUGAAACAGGGCACCACGCUGUUGGGCUGUAUAAAGGAACAAGCGGGGAAGUCUGAGUGCCGCAAACUCAACCCGGACGAGAUGGAAAACCAGACCACCGUGGAGAGACUGCUGGCUCAGUUGGAUGAGACGGAAAACGCCUUUGAACAGUUUUGGUGCAAACAUCACCUGAAACUGGAGCAGUGUCUGCAGCUCCGACACUUUGAGCAGGACUUCAGAGAGGUGAAGGUGUCUUUGGACAGUCUGCUGCUGAGUCUGGGCGAGCUGCCAGACACUGGGGACUGUGUGGUCCGAGUGGAGCAGCUGCUCAAGGAGCUGAAGGCUCUGGAGGAGAAGGCUCAGGUGUCUCUGGAGAAGGCCCAGCUCCACGCGCAGCACGGGGACCAGCUGAUCCAGAGCGACCACUACGCCGUGGACUCCAUCAGGCCCAAGUGUGUGGAGCUCAGGAGGAUCUGUGACGACUUCAGCAACGAGAACCAGAGGAAGCAAGAAGUGCUCACCAAGUCCCUCCAAAUAUUACAGGGCAUAGACAAGGUGAACCAGUGGUGUGAGUCGGGGAUCUACCUGCUGGCCUCUCAGGCGGUGGACAAGUGCCAGUCUCAGGAGGGAGCCGAGUCUGCGCUCAGUGACAUCGAGAACUUUCUGGAUUCUGCUCAGAAGAACCAGCUGACAGAACUGAGGAACCUGCACAACCAGAACGAGAUGGUGCUGUCCGAGGAGCUCAAGGCCAGCGUGCUGAAGGCUCUGAAGCGCCUGGAGGACGUGCAGGAGAUGUUUGAAAAGAGGAAUGUGAGUUUGAAGAGACUGUCGGCCAAACAGACCCGACCUGUGCAGCCCGUGGCCCCCAGACCAGAGUCGUCCCCCAAGAGACCCUCCCUCAGGAACACGCGGAGCACAGGCGGACAACAACCUCUGGCUCGCCGUUUGUCUGAUAACACCAAUAAUGGCAAACCCCCAGUGGACAAUGAUCCCAACAAGAAGAAGAACAUACGCAAAGCCAAAGGAGGCAUCAAGAUUGAGGUGAUGCACGAGGGGAGCCAGGGCGGGUCCACUCAACUGGUCCUGACCAAUGAGACGGAGGAGAGCCUGUCCAACCGCCGCAGACACAUCAUGACGGAGCUGAUUGAGACGGAGAGGCUGUAUGUCGAGGAGCUUCAGAGCAUCAUGGAGGUAAAGGCACAACAAGGCCAUGUCCCAUUUCUUCUCUCUCCUUGCCUUGUCUCCUUAAUAGAUUGUAAAAGGCCAGUAUUACCCUAUUUUCAGAUUUAUAAUGCUAUUUUCUCAUCAAAAAACAUAUCUGGGGUUGUGUUUUGUUUCAUUCACACUAGAGAUGCGCGGAUUGCGGUUACAACCGCGGUAUCCGCGGUUAAUCCGCGGGUCGGGCGGAUGGGAUACUACUCAGAACUGGACAACUCAGAGCUGAGUCACCUCAUCCCCCCGUCGCUGGAGAACAAACGAGACGUGCUGUUUGGAAACCUGCCAGAGAUUUAUGAAUUCCACAACAAGACGUUUCGAGGAGAGCUGGAGAACUGUGCCGAGAAACCGGAGGUCGUGGGAACCUGUUUUCUCAAAAGGAAAGAGGAGUUGAAGGUGUAUGAGAAAUACUGUCAGAACAAACCACGCUCUGAGGUGCUCUGGAGACAGUGCGGAGACUCACUCUUCUUCCAGGAGUGCCAAAAGAAACUGGACCACAAACUGUCUCUAGACGCCUACCUCCUGAAACCUGUGCAGAGGAUCACCAAAUACCAACUCAUGCUCAAGGAGAUGCUGAAGUGCAGUAAAGGCGAGGGCUGUGCUGAGCUGGAGGAGGCGUUGGCCACAGUGGUGGACAUCAUCAAGUCUGUCAACGAUUCAAUGCAUCAGAUCGCUAUAACAGGAUAUGAGGGAAACCUGAGUGAGCUGGGGAAGCUGCUCAUGCAGGGAUCCUUCAACGUGUGGACGGACCAUAAGAAGGGACACAGCAAGGUGAAGGACUUGGCGAGGUUCAAGCCCAUGCAGAGGCACCUGUUUCUGUACGACAAGACUCUGCUGUUCUGUAAGAAGAGAGAGGAGACCAGCGAGGGCCACGAGAAGAGUCCGUCCUACAGCUUCAAACACUCGCUCAAGAUGAGCUCUGUGGGCAUCACUGAGAACGUCAAAGGGGACAUGAAGAAGUUUGAGGUCUGGUUCAACGGCCGAGAAGAGGUCUACAUCAUCCAGGCUCCUUCCAUGGACGUGAAGAACAUGUGGGUGUCAGAAAUACGCAAAGUCCUUCAGGGCCAACUCGAGGCAUGCCGAGAGGCAAGUCACCAAAAGUUUUCCGACAACAUCUACGGAGGCCCCAUCAGGAACGUGAAGAAGAUGGCUCUGAGGCAGUCCGAUUCUUCUAGUCCAGAGAGCGGCUUUAAGAGGACCAACCCCAGUCCCAACACCAGGCAAAAGAGAAGUUGGACACAGCGUCGUCUUCCCUCCAUGGACACCGAGGACUUUGAGACCAUCCCGUCCAGCGCAGAGGAAUCGUCCAACUCUUCAGAGGAGGAGGGCAGCAACAAGAACGGGGACAGCAGCCGUUACCGCGUCCAGCUGACCUACGAGUCCCGUGACCCCCGCGACCUCUCUCUGGACUCCGGGGAGAUGGUGCAGUUUCUGGAGGAGGCGGAAAACGGACAGUGAUAUCUUCAGCGACCUGUGCACAGCAGCGCUCUCUGACUCAGAUGAGAAUGAAGCCAGCACAUGGGGAGACAUUUCUGAGGGACACUGAGAAACCUCCAUGUUUGUAGUUUUUUUCUAUUGGACUACAAGACAAUGAUGUAGCAUUAUAAAGCCUCAAACUCAAAAGGCUGAAUUUUACACACUGAAACUUAAGUAUUGAGUAACCUGCACUUGAAAAUAAGUAUCACCUGUUGAUAUUAAGGACUGUUUUGGACUUUUUACUUCCUGGAAACCAAGCUGGAAUGUCUGCUGCCUGAAAGACCAUUUGCACCAUCUUUCCCCAUAAGAUUUCUCUUCACUUUCAACUUUUUAUCAACCUGUUUUUGUGGAUUCAAAAUAGAGAACUUGGUGGAUGUUUGACGCAAAAUAAUAUUGUCACUCACUGAUAUAACUUAAAAACUAUAAAUUGUUUAAAUCUUGAUUCAAAUGGACAUAGACGACAGUGGAAAUGACUCGAACCAUAAUAGGAUUGAACAAAAUCAUGCAGCAAAAGAAGAUGCCAAAAUUGUUCAUGUUUGUGUAGUUAAGGGGAAGUAAGUAAUUAUCCAUCAAGUAUUACCUGUUAUUGCAAAAUUUAGCCAAGUUUCUGGUAGAGGUUUGUUGGAUUAAAAGCCAAAUAAAUUUUUUUGGGACCUUUUUAGAAUUCAAAAGAUAGAAUAUUUUGAUUGAAAUUCUUAAUUACCACAAAAACAGUGGACAUUUUUUAAUCACACUGAAACAUGUGGAAAGAUAUAAGAAGGCAAAAACGAAAACUGAUAUUAAAACUUUUAAUCCAAGGUUUAAUAGAUUUUUUUUAAAAUCUAGUUAUUUUGUCAAAAUAUUUAAGAAAAAUUCAAAAACUGUUCAAUCGUUCAGACCAUUAUACUAGACCUAUACCAAACCACAAUCUGAAAAUUUGGCUUUUACUUUUGCAAUCAUUUUGUCCAUAUCAUAUCAGAAAUGUUACUCUUACUUCUUCUUAACUACAAUUUCCAAAAACUAUGUUCAUUCAUUGUUACGUUAUGACCGUACAUUACCUCUAUAGGCUGCAUUAAGAAAAAGCCCAGGUUCAGUGGAUUACCUUGUCUCAUCCCCCUAUUUCUAUAAAUGGGCUACAGUUGGGCAUAUCCACCGCAAACGCUGGAUUUUAAAAGGGACUUGUACAAAGCAUACAUUUUUUAAGAAGACUUUUUUUUGCAACCUCUUCCCACUCCUCCAUUCUCCCUCUGUACUUCGUUUUAAUCCAGAUAAAUCUUUUUUUUCCCCCCGCAAACGUCUCAAUUUCAGAUAAUACGGCGCUGCUCCUGUGUGAAGUGCCUCUAAUUGCUGGGUUUGCACCAAGCUCUGAGCCCGAUAUCUGGCCGAGCAGAUAGUGUUUAUCUGCUUCAUCUGUACAAGGAGGAUCGGAGCGAGAUAGGAAA
Molecule: messenger RNA, 4928 nt
Organism: Boleophthalmus pectinirostris (great blue-spotted mudskipper)
Lineage: Eukaryota; Metazoa; Chordata; Actinopteri; Gobiiformes; Gobiidae
Gene: mcf2l2
Product: MCF.2 cell line derived transforming sequence-like 2
Exons: 30
Coding region: 1-3489 (1162 amino acids)
Biological process (GO): intracellular signal transduction
Cellular component (GO): cytoplasm
Molecular function (GO): guanyl-nucleotide exchange factor activity
Source: RefSeq, a predicted model, not a curated record